AUGGUUCGCGCGCCUGUUGAGAAAUAUUCUGCUGGAAAAUUAGAACAACAUGUUAAUGUAAUACCAGAAGAAUUAAUAAAUCAUGAUGAAUAUUAUUUGUUUGCUAUUAGCUAUGUAUCUAAUAAACAAGAAUUAGAUAAAAUACUACAAGAAGAAGUGAAUAAACAAUAUUUUAAUUUAGAAUCAGGACUUGUUGUAAGAUGUCAUGUUAUAAAACAUGAGUGUGAAACUUUCGACAAAGAUAUUUUGAUUCAUGGUGAUAUUGUUUUGUUUAAUCUGCAUUAUAUAGCCUUUGACGGAGGUUCUGUAAAACCAUUUCUGACAGAUUUACAGAAUGCUUAUAAUAAUAAUAUUGUUUUAAAUACUAAUUCUAUACAAUAUAUUGAUUAUGCAAUAUAUGAAAGACAAAUGUUGGAUGAUGAUUCAUCUGAUUCUGACAUCAACCAAGCGAGAAUAUAUUGGAAAACAAUAUUAGAUGGAUAUAAUACAGAAAAACAUUUAUUACCAUAUGAUUAA
This is a messenger RNA of Didymodactylos carnosus, 516 nucleotides long. The record is from the annotation of a GenBank genome assembly. NCBI's taxonomy places the organism in Eukaryota, Metazoa, Rotifera, Eurotatoria, Philodinida, Philodinidae.